GGUUUUAAAAAUAAAGGACUUUAUAUCAUUUUAGGCAGAAGCUUUUGUCUUUCUCUUUAAAGGAAUAUAGUACAGUAUAGUUAAGAUGUCUGUUGAUUUUACCUCGAAAGCAGUGGAGCUCUUCAACCGUGCAACAGGGCAUGACAAUGGGGGGGAAUAUCAAGAGGCUUAUCGUUGGUACAUGGAGUGUAUUGAUGUGUUCAUGACCGCAAUGAAGUAUGAGAGUAAGAAUCCAACAAAGCGCGAGUUGCUUAGAAAGAAAGUAAGUGAAAUAUUAAAGCGGGCCGAGCAGAUCAAAGAAUAUUUAGACAACUCCAAGGACGACGGUAACGGUGGAAAAGCUUCAGGUGUCUUACAGAAAACAGGGAGCUCUGAAAAAAAGGCCAAGGAAGACGACGAAGACAGCAAGCGGAUGCGCAGUGGCCUAGAGAACGCAAUUUUGCGAACGAAACCGAAUGUUCAAUGGAGUGAUGUCGCGGGUUUAGACGCUGCUAAAGAGGCUCUAAAGGAGUCUGUCAUCUUACCCAUCCGCUUUCCACAGCUAUUCACGGGAAACCGCAAGCCAUGGCGUGGAAUUCUUUUGUACGGCCCACCUGGAACUGGUAAGUCAUACUUGGCAAAGGCUGUAGCCACCGAGUCAGAGGGAACUUUUCUGAGCGUUUCGAGCUCCAACUUGCUCUCGCGCUGGAUGGGUGACUCUGAGAAGCUGGUGCGGACGUUGUUCGAGAUGGCCCGAGAGGAGUACCGUAAGGAGGGUAAACCAGCUAUUAUAUUUGUGGACGAGAUCGACGCACUCGUGUCGUCCCGCUCAGAUAACGAGAAUGACGCCUCUCGUCGUGUCAAAACAGAGUUCCUGGUACAAAUGCAGGGUGUGGGUAAUGACAGCCAGGGUAUCCUGGUGUUGGCAGCAACCAACAUUCCGUGGAGCCUUGAUGUGGCUAUUCGGCGGCGUUUUGAACGGAGGAUCUACAUCCCACUUCCAGAUAUGCAGGCAAGGCGGCGAAUGCUUCAGAUUCAUAUGGGCAAUACAUCCCAUACCCUGACAGAGGAAGACUGGAUGGAUUUGGCCCAGCGUACUGAAAUGUACUCAGGGAGUGAUAUUGAGCAGGUCGUUCGAGAUGCUCUCUUCGAGUGUAUCCGCACAAUGCAAGUGGCGACGCAUUUCAAGCGUGUUUCAGGACCAAGUCCGAAGGACCCGACACGAGUUGUUAAAAACCUACUCGCACCGUGUUCCCCAGGCGAUCCGGAUGCGUUUCCAAUGACGAUUGAUGAGAUCACGGAUCCGGAGCUGCUAGUCCCCCUCCCAGUGACCAAGAUGGACUUCCUUAAGGCAUUACGCACUACCAAGCCCAGUGUUUCAGAUGCGGAUAUUGAGCAACACACCAAGUUCACAGCGGAAUUCGGUCAAGAGGGUUAA
Messenger RNA from Phytomonas sp. EM1, 1417 nucleotides. NCBI's taxonomy places the organism in Eukaryota, Euglenozoa, Kinetoplastea, Trypanosomatida, Trypanosomatidae. The record is from the annotation of a GenBank genome assembly.